AUGUCUGGUGCUGAGAUCAUUGGCGUUGCGGCUGCUUCUGAACAAUUUGCCGAAGUGUUGUUCAAGACUAUCAAACUGGUCAAAUCCGUGGUUGAUCAGAUCCAAGAUGCUCCGGACCAAACGCGACGACAAAUUGGACGCCUCGAAAGCUUUGUUUCUCUUAGCAAACAAAUACAAAGCACAAAUGCCUUGCAAACUGAUGACAUUCGGAUGAUAUUAGCUCGGUGCGAAAGUCAUGUAGAAUCAUUGCGAAGUCUUCUGCAGAAACUCGCGUUCGAUCGUAAUGACCCGCUAAGAGAAAAGACAUGGAAAGCUAUCAUCAGUCUGAAAGAAGACGAAAAUGUUGAGAGUCUAUUUAUUUCGCUGGAUCAAGAGUACACCAUACUCAACACCUACAUCAAUCUUUACAACUUGACAGCCAAUAGAAGUAAUGAAGCUGGAAGUGAUUCGAUUAAGGCUACAACCAACACCAUGGCACAAGCCGUUGACUCCGGCACAGACUCUGAGAAAUGUCUUCGGGCUCUCUUCAUCACGGACCCCGCUAUUGAUCGCGCCAGACUUAUCACUUCCAAAGGAGAGCUAGUAUAUGGCACUUGCGACUGGAUUACCCAGAAGAAAGAUUUUAUCGAAUGGAGAGCAUCGGAUGGUGGAUUGCUCUGGGUAUCAGGUGGCCCUGGGCUUGGCAAAACUAUGCUUUCGAUUUACCUUACGGAGUACCUCUCAAGCUGUUUUCGCUCCCACGACGAUGAGGAAAGUCACUAUUCAACCUAUUUUUUCUGCGAUGCGAAAGAAAGUACUAGAAAUAACGCUGUUGCUAUCCUCAGGGGACUUCUUUUCCAACUAGUGCAGCGAAAACAGGAAUUUCUACAGCAUAUCCUUCCGACGUAUCAAAUUCAGAAGGAUCAAUUAUUUGAGCAGAAAUCCUUUGAAGCCCUUUGGAAAUAUUUCCUCAAUAUGGUAAACAGUCUCAGAAUCUCACAAGUGACUUGCAUUAUUGAUGGGUUGGACGAGUGUGACCCAAAAUCACUAGAGCCCCUGCUCAUAAAACUCAGCAAAAUCACAAGCAUGUCACCUCGACUGAAAAUGAUAAUUCUAAGUCGGGAGUAUCCUCAAUGUAUUAAACAUUCAUUAGGCCAAUUUUCGAGAAUUCGGCUAGAUCCAGAUGCAAAGACAGAAGUCAGUGAUGGGCUAGACCAGUACAUCUCGACGCGCGUUGCGGAGUUAUCCAGAAGCAAGGAUUACCCGGAUACGCUGUCAAACUAUGUUAAGGAAGUCCUCAAGGAUAAAUCUGCUGGUACCUAUCUAUGGGUCAGCUUCGUUGUUAAGGAUCUGCAAACCAUGGAGGUAUCUGAGGUGGAAGAGAGCCUAGAACAACUUCCACAGGGACUGGAUGCUCUAUACCAAAGAAUCCUUGAACAGAUCGAACCAACCCGCCGAAGUUCAAGCUUAGAGAUCCUCCGAUGGUGUACAUUUGCAUUUCAACCACUCGAACUUGAUGAACUUGCUGCAGCUCUAGGGAUCCAACCAACCGAGUUCCUAGAUAGAGCAACGGCCCUACGAGGAAAGCUGGCAUACCUCGGCCAUUUUCUAAACACAGCGAACGGCACUGUAACCUUAGUGCACCAAAGUGCUUAUGAUUUUUUGACAAUCCCAUUUUCGAACCCUAAAUCCAUUCCUUGGUUUUCAUUAUGUCAGGUUGAAGCAGAGCACUCGAAAUUGGCAUCGGCAUGCAUCGCCUAUCUUCACCACGCGUAUUCCAACAAUACAGACGCUGAAUACUCAUACUUGAUUGAAAAAACAAUGCCCUUUUUCAGCUACGCAAGAUAUUAUUGGGCCGAUCAUUUUAGCCGUUCCGGUGAGCAAGGCAACAAGGUACUAGACGAAUAUCCAGACUUCUUUUCUAACAAAUCUGAAGUAUGGAAAGCAUGGACUCGAAUGAGUUAUUAUAAAGGAUUUAAACUGGAGGAGAUAGCGGCUAGGCUUGGGUUGACAACUCUCAUGCAGCGAAUUAUCAAAGAACAAGGCACUUGGCUAUAUUUGAAGAACAAAUUCGCCAAAUCAGGCAGGCUUCUUCAAUUAGCCGUUCGCAAUGGACACCUCCCAAUUGUUGAGAUGCUUACCAAUAAGAUGAAUGUCAAUGCCAGAGAUGAAUGCGGCAGCACGGCUCUUCACCAGGCAGCCGAGGAUGGACACCUCCACAUCGUCGAGAUGCUCAUAAAGAAUAAGGCGAAAGUAAAUGCUAAAGAUGACGAUAGAAAAACCCCUCUUUCCUUAGCCGCUAUGGGAGGACACCUAUCCAUCGUCGAGAUGCUUAUUCAAAAUGAUGCGGGUAUUCACAGCACAGAUAUAUGUGGUAGGACGCCACUUCACAUGGCAGCUGAGAAUGGACACCUAUCUAUCGUCGAGAUGCUUUUUAAAAAUGAUGCGGAUAUUCACGGCACUGAUACGUCGGGUAAGACGCCACUUCACAUGGCAGCCGGGGAAGGAUACCUCUCUAUCGUUGAGAUGCUAGUUAAAAAUGAUGCGAAUAUUCACAGCACAGAUAUAUUGGGUAAGACUCCACUUCAUGAAGCUGCAUACCGAGGGCAUCUUCCUAUUGUCAAGAUGCUUAUAAAAAGAGGAGCGCACGUUGAUACCAUCUGUGAGCCGUGUGGAAGCCCCCUGGGUGCCGCUAUGCGACGGGGUUGGCUCGAAGUAGCCGAGUAUCUGCUUACGUGCGGUGCAAGCGUCAAUUCCGCAGAUCCGAGAUACUCUCCUUUGGCCCAGGCGAUUCCUUCUGGGAGACCCGAGCUAGUGAAGCUGCUGCUUGAACGAGGGGCCGACCAUCGCAUCCACGAUGGCGACGGAUUGACGCCGGUGGGGGAGGAGCUUUGCGCCUGUCCCGCAGUAUUGAUGCCAUUCUUGGAGCUUUGGGCUCAGCGUGGUUGCACUGCGCCUGCUCAGUUUCGGGAAAAGGUUGGUUUUGGGAAAACCUCAGCUCUCCACAUGGCAUGCAGAGGUCGAAAUCUGCCUGCAAUGCACUUUCUUUUAGACCCAAAAUGGAGCCUUGAUUUGAAUUGUCGGGACGAGGAUGGAAACACACCUCUCCACUUGGCGGCUGAGGAGGGCCACCUCGAUGCUGUCGAUCUACUCUUGACGCAACCCAGCAUUGACCCCAAAUUGGUGAAUAAACGGGGGUUCAGCUCAUUGCAAAUGGCACUCCUAUACCUUCAAACAGCCGUUGCAAGGCGCAUGCUGAAGGAACCCAAUAUCUCGCUGCCAGAGGCCGACGAAAACUGCACAUGGAGUGCAAUACACCUCGUUAUUCAAAGAGAUAGUUCGACAUAUUGGACAGCCAAGAGAGAAAUCAAGAAAAUGUUACAGUUUCUUAUUAAAGAAAUUGGGGUUGAUCCGCAAUCUCGAACGCCUAAAGCGGAGAACCUUUAUGAUAAGUUGCAUACGGAAGAUUUCUGCAAUGAGACGCCUUUGUCUCUCGCUAUACGACGAGGCUGUGUAUCAGCUGUGAAAUAUUUGCUAGCUCAAUGCAACAUUGACCCUAAUGCCCCCUGCAGAGGUUGUGAUGGCGCAAGUCCUCUGCAUGUCGCUGCGCAGAGUUUAAACACGGUCCUUGUCAGACUCCUCAUCGCAUGGAAAGCUGAUGUUAAUUCUUUGGAUAAAUAUCAGCAAACGCCACUCCACUCCGUGGCCAGCGGAAUAUCAUCUUCACCUAAUGAUCAUUCUCAGAAAUUAAACAUUCGAAUAGGGAAUAUUAUUAUCAAACUUCUCUUGAAAGCUGGAGCGCAAACCUCUACAAAAGAUAUCAACGGCCGCACUCCCCGAGAUUUGUUCGCUUCCGGUAGACAUUUUAGGGAAGCAAGGCACAUAAUGGGCAUUGAGCGUAUGUUUGAUAAGCCCUUUUGGAUCGCCAAGGAUUUCCUUACUUGGGCUAAGGUGUUUCGCUCUGAUGAGCUGUUUUAUGAGAUGGAGGAGUACUUUAAUGGAAGGUCGCGUAUUAAUGUAGAGUCGCAUUCUGAUGGGGAGUCGCAUUCUGAUGGGGAGUCGCAUUCUGAUGGGGAGUCGCAUUCUGAUGGGGAGUCGCAUUCUGAUGGGGAGUUUUAUUCUGAAGAGGAAUAG
Trichoderma virens Gv29-8 is the source of this 4113-nucleotide messenger RNA. RefSeq names its product ankyrin repeat protein. Lineage: Eukaryota; Fungi; Ascomycota; Sordariomycetes; Hypocreales; Hypocreaceae. The transcript is spliced from 2 exons. Bases 1 to 4113 code for a protein of 1370 amino acids. Gene Ontology annotation, molecular function: protein binding. The record is from RefSeq and is a predicted model, not a curated record.